CACUGUUAUGACAUCGCCAACACCAUUUUUGUCAAGUAUGUGAGAAAUUGAAGAGAAGUUUUUGUUUAGAAUAUUCUUCCAAAUUAAAUGGGGCACCUUUUUAAAAAAUAAAUAGUUUUUAAACAUAUUUAUUUCAAAAGUUAAUCAGUCGGUAAAUCAGAUUUCCAUUUUAAAUAUUUGUAUAUAUGAACAUAACCUAACUUUGUUUAUGUUUAAUUAUCCAGUUUCGUAGUUUUUGCUGUGUUAUUUAAGACAGAAAUGGCAACUGGAUUCAGUUUUGGGGCCAAAACAACCGCGCCCCCCACGUUUGGUACUGGUUCCAUAACGUUUGGAACCCCAGCAAACCAACCAACACAACAAUUCGGUUUUGGGAACCUUCCCACUUCUACUUCUAACUUAUUUGGACCCCAGCCUGCUACCUCAACCCCCAACACCGGCUUCGCUUUUGGAACGUCAACUCCUGGUUUUGGAGCCCCUGCACAAAAUCCUGGUUCAACCAGUUUUGGGUUCGGUACUCCGACUGCUAACACAGGAUUGACUUUUGGUACCCCAGCUUCAACUGCGGCCUCCACUGGUCUAGCUUUCAAGCCUCCGGCCUCAACAGGACUCAGUUUUGCCACUCCUGCCUCAACGGGACUGAGUUUUGGGACUCCGGCUUCUACAGGAUUGAGUUUUGGGACGCCCAUUUCUUCGACUGGACUGAGUUUUGGGACUCCAGCCGCGUCAACAGGCCUGACUUUCGGUACUAGCACUUCGGCUCCUAGUACAGGACUUGGUUUUGGAGCUAGUACCUCAGCUCCAAGCACUGGUCUAUCAUUUGGAGCCCCAGCUUCGGCGCCAAGCACGGGGCUUAGUUUUGGGGCACCUGCUUCAACUCCUUCUACCAGUUUUAGUUUUGGAGCUACAACUUCGGCACCUACUCUUGGUUUGAGUUUUGGUGCUACAAGUACUGCAGCGCCUAGUUUGAGUUUUGGGGCAUCUACUGCAACUACAGGGCUCAGUUUUGGAACUGCUACCACUGGUUUAGGGGGACUUGGGAGUCUCGGGACUUCUUCAACUGGUCUAAAUUUAACAUCAACGGCCACUACUACUACUCAGAGUAUAGGUUUAGGGGGUAUAGCUUCAACUCAGUCGAAACCUGGUACUAAUUCCUCGACACAAAAAGAAUUACCACCGAAAGAACAACCAUUACCCAAUGAAUUUUCUCAAUUGGUAGAACAGUUUAAAAAUAUUGUUCAAGAGGAGAAAAACCGUAGUUCUGAUGUUGCGCGAUGUUCAGUUAAAGAAUUUAGGAAAGUUGAAUCAGAAUUGGAUUCUUUAAACCACCAAUUAAAUCAAGUUGAAAACCAAUUGUUGAACAAUCGCAGUCUUGCAGAACAAUUGAAGUAUGACACAGCCAAGGGUUUGCAAAACAUUGAAAUGGCCCAACGUACCCAAGACACGCCCCCGAGUCUUCAGUACGAUAAUACAGCCCCUCUACAGUUUUUCCUAGAACUUGCGGAUACUUUUGAAAAGGAAUUGCAAACAUUAAAAUUAAAAAUUGACAAUACUGAAAAGUUUGUUAAGAAGUGUAGCGAACCAAAUGUUUUGACAUCACAAGAUCUAGCCUUGGGUUUAAAAAGACUCCAUGAGACUUUUGUGGCUUUGGCAGGGCGCAUGCAGUCAAUUCAUAGUCAGGUUGAAACUCAAAAAGAAGUUUUUCUGAGUUUGCGUAAACAAGCGAUUAAAGAUAAUGUUAAUCCUUUUGAAAAAAUGGAUAAAAAUAUGGAGGCCAUGCAUACAAUUAUGAAAAAUGCACUCAGAGCUACACCUCCGAAUUUAGCUUCAGGGCCUACUCCUUUCAACACCAUCGCUCUUGGAAGCAACAAUUUAGCUAUUGCGAGUCAACAAGCCCAGCCACCGUUUCCCACUACGACUACAAGUUUAGGGUUUGGUCUAGGAAAUACAGCCCCAACUUUUGGAACUUCAGCUGCUAACACAUCAAUGUUUAAACCAACAGGUUUUGGAGCCUCCCCCUUUCAGUUGAAUACGUCUUCAAAUUUUCAAUUACAAAAACCCCCAACCGGUAAUAAAAGAGGCAAACAAUAGAUUCUAAAGCUUUAUUGUAAUAGAUAUUUUUUAUAAAUUAAUAUCUCGUUAUUUACAAAAAUGAUGAGACUUAGACUACACCGCGCCCACUUGAAGAACAGGUAUUAAAAGUUGAAAAGCGUCUUGAAUGUAAGAACUACUAUUUGCAGCCUGUAAUAUAUCACAAUUAAAAUGAAUACUACUUAAAACUUUUGUUACCUCAAAAAAGACAUUUGUUAUGAGACUGUUUAUUUCUUCUUUGUUUUUUGAGCUGGAAUUUUUAGCGUUCAAUUUGUCUGAGAAUUUUGCGGCGACGACGCCAAUUAGCGAUGUUAAAGUUGUUGUCAACCUAAAAUUAAGAUAAAACGAAUUUUUGAGGGCAUUUUGUAUAAAAUGUGAUAUUCUAGUUCUUUUCAAUAAAUAUUUUUUAUAC
Tribolium madens (black flour beetle) is the source of this 2500-nucleotide messenger RNA. It is a transcript of the gene Nup58, whose product is annotated as nuclear pore complex protein Nup58. Bases 259 to 2088 code for a protein of 609 amino acids. NCBI's taxonomy places the organism in Eukaryota, Metazoa, Arthropoda, Insecta, Coleoptera, Tenebrionidae. Gene Ontology annotation, cellular component: nuclear pore. Gene Ontology annotation, biological process: nucleocytoplasmic transport. The record is from RefSeq and is a predicted model, not a curated record. Gene Ontology annotation, molecular function: structural constituent of nuclear pore. The transcript is spliced from 5 exons.